Drosophila melanogaster (fruit fly) is the source of this 10378-nucleotide messenger RNA. RefSeq names its product jelly belly (gene jeb). The record is from RefSeq and is marked reviewed. Bases 1281 to 2963 code for a protein of 560 amino acids. The transcript is spliced from 3 exons. Lineage: Eukaryota; Metazoa; Arthropoda; Insecta; Diptera; Drosophilidae.
AGUAUAGAGCGAACAGUCGUUUCGAGCUCGAGUUUUUCCCGCUGACCGAGAGCACACAAGCUGGAGCUGAGGAAGCCCAGAAGCAGCAGUAGCAGUAGCAGCAGGAGCAGCAGGAGAAAGCAGAGAAAGCGGCGAAAGGAGCAGGGAGCCAGGAGCCAGGAGCCAGGAGCACGGAGAAAGAGCAAGGAGAAAGGAGAAAGGAGCCAGAGAGAGAGAGAGCGGAGAGUAGCCAGCCCAGCAGCCAGCGGUUCGUCCGAGGAGUGAAAUUCGAGGCGGGGCGUGCAGGGAGUGGGUGUACGAGUGCGACUACGACAACGACUGCCACAUAAAGUGGAAAUCCGAAACGCCUUGAGGAGCGGCAGCGACGUCGACGCGGGCAGCGACAGCGACCGCGACGCCGACCGAGGCAGAGGCAGUGGCAGAGGGACACGCGUCAGGCGGCCAAGCAAAAGGCAGACAAACAGGCAAAUCCUGCUGAGACGACACGACGAGUCCUUGCUCGUCGGUUCAAACGUGCGGAACACUCUUGGAGCCAGGCGAUAAAAAAGAAUAUAACAAAAAAAAAAAAAAAUAUACACACUAGUAGCAAAGCUAGUCCACUAAAACAUCACUCACCCAGAACAAGGGAAAGUUUUCACACCACAAACGAAAGCUGAAUAACAACACAAGAAAAUUAUAUACCCAAGAAACCAAAGUGCCGCGAACAAAAACUAACUAAUAAGCCUAAGGUCUAAAUCGAAAUCGAGUGGACUGGCCAGUGAAAAGAAGAACGCCAAGUUAAGUGCCCGAAAAAAUAUACAGAUAAUAUCGAAAAAUAACGAAACCAUAAACAACGGUCGUUGCAAGGCAUCCACAAAAACGCGAUAGCCAAAAAGUUUGAAAAAGAAAAAAAAAACACACACACACAAAUUUGGAAAAGUUCGAAAUUUUCGAAAAAACUUCGUUCGGUGCAGGCCAGUGUAGUGCAAUGCCAGGCUUAGGCCGGCACAGUGUUGGUCAGCGGUGUGGGGCCUGAAGACCCACAAAAGCCGUGUGUGCAAAGCAUCGAAAGUCCAGAGAGAAACAUUGAUAUCGGGACUUUCCCUCACCACCAUUCACCGCCACCAGCCCCGAAAAACCACCUGCCACCAGUCUCUAUAACUCCCGCCCCCACCCCCAAACACCAUCCCCCCGGACUAGCAAACUAACUGUAUUUUCCCCUUGGUAAACCCCCUGGUAAACCCGAAACCGCCAAGAUAAGCCGUCUAAUCGAGAAGCUGCGCCAGACCAACAAACGGAAAAUGUUCUGCUCGCUGGCCCAGACGCUCUUCUGCGUCCUGCUCAUACAGGGCGGCCUCUAUGCCCUCCAUCUGAGCGGAAACGGAAAUGGCAACGGGAACGGGAAUGGGAACGGCGAGAAGUCGCUGGGCGAAGCCAAGGCAGUGCAGGUGCCCAGUCAUCCCGUUGGACCCUCGACGGGAGUAGCCGCCGCCUGGCAGACCGCACCCUCGCAGCAGCAGCAGCACCAACAGCAUCCCGGAGGAUCUCCGCCCGGCGGUGGAUCCUCGCCGCAUGGCCAUCGGUCCGCCGCAGCGGCCGCCUUCGAUGCCACCACCGUGCGGCUGAACAAGGAGAUAGCGGAUAUGGCCCAGCUGGAGCGAGAGCGACUAAUGCUCCUGGCCCGCGCCAAGCAGACGGCGGAACAGCCGCCGGCGGGCAGUAAUCAUCGCGGUCAUCCCUUCAUUGCCGGCCGGAUACAGAUGCAGCCCAGCGAGGAGCUGGAAGUGGGCGACUAUCCGGCGCUGUUGCAGCAGGCCGCACGGGGCUACAUCUUCGGUAAUGUGCAGAAGCAACCACCGACGCCGGUUACCCUGGAACAGGAUUAUGAGCAGCUGAGGGAUCUGGAGAAUAGACCCGUUAAAUACUACGGAAGAGUGGUGCAGCCAGCGGAGAGGGAGGAGCAGGUGGAGGCUCUCUACGAACCGCUGCACUCGUUCGGCGACUUUGAUGACUUCUCGGAACUGGAGCAGGAACCGCAGGAGCCGCACUUGGGCGAGGAUGAGUUGCUGCGUGAACUGGAUGCCUAUCAAUAUCACGGCCUGGAGGACGAAACCCUUCCGGAGAAUCCCUAUCGCACGCUGGAGCAAUUGGAGCUGGGUGCACCCGACUCCCUGCAGCAGCUCUUCGAGCAGGAACAGGAGCAGCGAGAUGCCCCCUUCAAGGCGAUGCACACCGGCAAAAUCCACAACCCGGGCAACUACAACAUAAGGGUGCAGCAAAAGUGGGCGAGGAAACGAAAUGGCCAGGGCAUUGCCCAUAAUCCUGAGGCGGAAAAGCAGCUGCAGCGCCAGAUCUUCGCCCAGCACUUCAAGCCACAGCGCAAUGGCAAACUAUCGCUGUCCGCCAACUCGGAGGCCACGGCCAGCAAGCACCUGAAACCAUCCACUCGCUCCGGCUCCAAGGAUAACGAGAAGCCACAUAGCGAGCUAGGUAGCAGUGCAUCCUCGGCCGUCUCCUCCGCCACUUCUUCCUCCGGCAAACAAGCCGCCGGCGAUGGACUACCUAAACAGCAGCAGGUGGAGCAACAGUCGCAGCAGGACAAAAAGGAUCCCAGCCAUAAGCGAUCCGGUUCCGGAUCGGCGGGAUCCAUGGGAUCGCCAGGAGGCGGUUACUCAGCGCAGCCACCGAUUUCACACAGCAUAGCCAGCCAGCUGAUGCUGCGCACCGCCCGCGGUCAACGGCAAUACGAUGUGCCACAAAUCGAGUGUCCUACCGCCAUGGAUGGCAUGGAGCGAUUCGCCUGUCCGAUUCCCGACCGGCAGGGCAGAUACCGCUGCAUAGACGAUCAUGUGCUGUGCGAUGGCUUCAUCGACUGUCCCGAUGGCGAGGACGAGGACCGAAGAUCCUGCAUGUUCUACAAGACGACGAAGGCCCAUCUGGAUGUGUUAGCGGAUGCGUUACUACGCUGGGCGCGAGGGCGUUAAGCUCCACCCACCCACCAACCACACACACACAUACACACACACACACCGUCUAAUACACAGCACACACAGAGAAAAUACACCUAGCGAACUCACAUUGACAAACAAUUAGUUUUAACAUGUCGCCCCAAGCAAACAAGAACCCUGUUAAGUUAAACAUUAUCCUGGAACCAGACACACAGACAAGCCACAAACCACCCGCCUAUCCUUUGAUGUCCUUCAUGAGAAAGAUUUUCCCGAGCAAAUACCGUAAAAAAAUCCCCAGCCACACAAAAAUUCAGCUCGCAAUGGGCUAAAUGGACAAUUGCCAAGUAUGAAAAGCGAAAGCUAUGAUUAAAAACAAAGUGAGGCAGAAAAUGUGCUUGACGAAAGGUAUGAUUAUUAUUACACUAUUAUUAUUAAAAAAAAUUAACUUAAUGAAAAGCCCAAGCAGAAGAAGCAGUUAUACAUACUAAAGCUAAAUUACAAUUCAGCAAAAGGACAAAAAAAAAACGAUGUUUUUUUCAUUUUCAAACUUGUUUCGCAGGAACAGAAAACAUAAUGAGGAAAAACAAAAUUGGGCCUAACUAUUUUUAGUAUAUAUUAAAUAAAUAUAUUAUAAAUAUAUCUUACUAUAUGAAAUAUAUUUCGUGUACAUUAUUUAAUUAUACGUGUAUUAAAGUUAAAUAAUGUUAAUGUUAAAUAAACAAAUGAAAUGAAAUGAAAUCAAAACGAAGCAAGCAAAAAGAAAAAAAGCGAUAAAAAUAACGAUGAGGCAGCAAGCAGAAGACGAAUGAAUUAUAUAUACAUAUACACAGAAAAAAACCGACAUUAAAUAUAUAUUAAUAGUAUACAUAUACCAAUAACAAACAAAUAUACAAUUGAAGAAAAUAUUGCAUUAGGUUUUAUUGCUGAUAACUGAACAAGCUAACGAGUGCAAUAUAAUAUACUUAUAUACAAUGCAAUAACAGCAAGAUUAGCGACAAAAACAAACAUUUACAACUUAUGAGAAUGAAGCAAACAUUUACAUAAAGAAAAAGACUUGACUUCAUUGAAAACCCAAUUAAGUUUCUAUAGUACUCAGAUACUUUUGGUUUUGAACUUCAACUCUCGUUGUUAGUAAUACGUUUGCCAUUAUAGAUGAUUUGCUCCGAUUCUUUGUCCUUCAUGUUUGUAAAUAAUACUUUCAAUUAUCCUUUUCGUUUGCCUGUAAGGAUCUCUCCCCCUCCAUACCACAGUUUUUGAUUUCGUUCAUGAGUGACAACAGUUCUCACGGAAAUGGCAGCUAUCUGUAGUUAAGUAAAUUUAUUUACAUAAUUGAACUAUGUUUAAAUAACAAUGGACUUAUAAAUAUAUAUAUCUAUAUAUAUAUAUAUAUAUAUAAAACGAUAAGCUUAUAAGCGAAACGAAAAGCUUGUACAAAUGCUAACUAACACUAAUCCAUUCUCGACCUUUUUUCGAAGCCACAAGUGUUUAUUCCUAAUCGAUUUUUGCAUUAGUUUUUUAUUCGCGCUGUUUUUCUCGAUUGGAAAAGCUGAAACUCAACCUUAAAACUCAACCAACAAUGUUAUCUGGUCCAUGAAAAUUAUUCGCUAUUAUUAUGCCUGUUAAGUGGCGAGUUUCCAACACAAUCAAUCAAUUAUGAAAUACAAUCAAGCAAAUUUUUAAGCCGAAAUUUACAAAUUAAAAUUUUUAAACGGUUGUGUACGCAAACAAAUGACAGCGGCAAAAGCAAAAAGCGCAAGAUAAUACCAAUGGCGAAUUAACAAUAAUAAUGAAUAACCUCUAGAGCGAUUUUCACAUACUGCAUUUCCCGCGUUUUCCCCCGAAUUUCCGCAUUAAUUUCCGCAUUUCAUUCAAUUGAAAUAUUGAAACACGGCAAGCAAGCGUUUUAAUCGCGAUUGACUUUGUGGACUUAAUCAAUCGAUAAUUGGUGUCAUUUAUUUUUUUGCACGUAUGUAUUUGCAUGUUACUAAAUCGAUUCGUGUGAAUUGCUAAAUCCUAAAAAAAAUGUUUAAUUAUUUACAACGGAAUAACAUAUGAAAUUGCGAGCAAUAAAAUUUCAUAUCUUAUAUACAGUACGUAUAAAAAAUCGCAAACAAAUUAUAUAUAUAUUCUAAUUGAGCAUACGUUUACGAGUAAGUUUUUAUUUCACAUCGAACCCCAAUCUCCUGCCCUCCUAUAUCAACGAUCUUCGUUAUUAACCGAAAAGUAUAAAUAGGGGAUAACCUAGGUGUUUUCCUUUGAAAUGAUUGAUUAAUGAUUCAGUAAAACGUUUACAUAAAUAACUGCAAAAUAACCCACCUUUAAAUAUAAAUGAAAGUAAAUUAAUAAUAGCAAUUUCUAUACCAUACGGAAAUCCUAAGCGCAGUAUAACGUGUGUAUAACUCUAAGUAAAUGAUAAACUACCAGUAAAUGCUAACGAGUACGAAUAAUGUAUGUAAUGUAUGCAAUUAAUUGUAAUCCUUGAAAUUAUGCACAAAUCCAAUGAAGAUGAACGACAAGAACAAAUGCGCACUAAACAACUAAAGAAAAAAAACCAAAAUCCAGAGGACAAAACCCGAAAACAAAUCAAAGACGAACAAAAGUUUUAAUCACAUUUUUUGAACGAACGACAAUUGCGGUAAAGGUAUAGAAAUCUCUCACACACACACACACACACACACACAGAAAAAACAUAUAUUUUUGGCCUAUUUUUCUAUAAUCCUAACAAAAACAAGAACGAAAUUUUAAACGAGAAAAACGACAACUUCCAUAAGGACAAACCCAAAUGAAAGUACAUAAGUUCGACUGUAAAUAACAAAAGCGAAAGCGAAAUUUCCCCAACAAUUUCAUAUUCCAAUUGAACGAAGUACUAACGAAGAUCGUUUAACAACAAUUCAAUUAUUUUCGGUUUUAUUUCCCUCCUUUUCAGCCUAUUUAAACUUUUUGAUUUCCGAUUCUAAUUAAGCCUUUGCGUCUUGCACGCACUCACAGCAAACAGUAUUGUGUAUAAAAAGAAUUUGUAAAUAAACAUAUUACGUCUAAAUUAGUGAAACGUUUUGUAUUUCCCUGUCCUGUUUUUUUUUUUUUUUUAGAUGUUUUGUAAUUGUAGAGUAUUUAGUUUAACAAUUAUUUUUUCGAGUACCAUAAAGUAGGAGGAGUCAACUUAGCGAGCAAAUACAGAAUAUGAAGCGGAAUAAAAACAAUUGUUGAAUUGAAUGUUAAAAGAUACAUACACAUAUACACAAGCAACCAUAGGUACAUACACAGACACACAAGAACACACACACAUACACAUACAAGUAUAAACGUACACUUAAGGAUAUAUAGUCAGCCCCCAAAAACUUGUAUUUAUUUGUAUUUGUAUAUUUGCAGACGAGAGAGAAAUGAGAAAUCGUAGAAAAUCGUGAAAAAUCGUGAAAAAUCGUGAAAAACAUCAAAGAGAAAGAUGGAGCAUAUAAUUAACUAUGAGUAGCAAAUGGCGCAAGCCAUUCGCACAAAAAUAACGAAUGAAAACACGGUCUAUCCAUUCUAUUGAUUUCGUCUAGCCCAGAGUCUUAUUAAUUAAUUAAUUAGUAUUUGCUGUAAAUAAUUUUGCCUUCCUCAUUUCUAUCUCGCCGAAUCUCUGUCUCUCUGUCUCUCUGUCACUGUCUCUGUCUUUCUCACACUAAUUUCGAUUGUGUAGGAGGUCUAGUUUUAGCAUAAUUCCCCCUUUAAUUUAACAAACGUUUUCUUAACUACUUAUAAUAAUUAAUUAUAUAUUAUACGAAUAUAUGGAUAAAGCGGAAAAAAAACAAGAAAAUACACAAAAAAAACAAGGAAAAAAUGAAAACAAAUACACAACUUAAUAUACACUGAAAACGAAAACCAAACAUGCAUUUCUGAUUUUUACUUCGACUCUUUCACAAGUUUACAGAAUACUUCAACACUAUUUGUUACUACUAUUACUAUAUUUUUCUCUUCACAAAAACAACAACGACACCAGACAACACUCAGCACAAGAACAACAAGUAAGUUAACUACACACGCCGUAAAUCAAAUACCAAACUAUAACCUACUCAUGGAUCUGAAACAUAGUGCACAUAUUUACCUUUUGAGUUUGAAAUCCUGCAAACUAAGAACAUUCUUCCAAGGGCUUUUAUGUUCCCGCUGAAGAACACCUGAAGCAGCAAACUUUGAGUUAAUCCCAGGAUCCGUGGAUCCUUGCUGGUAAGUCCCGACGGGCGACCUCAGCUUCCGUAGUCCUUUGGCCACAUGGAGCUCUUCACUUGGCGGUCAGACAAACUUUUCAACAAGGUCUAGAAACUAGUUUUUAUCCUUAAAUUAUUGCGUACACGAAUACAAGUCAGCGCACAAAUGUCAACUCUAAAGAAAGUAAAUGUUUAAUGUUCGAGGAAAUAAGAUGGGAGAUUUUGAAAUGGAAAUUGACACAGCUGAUUAGCGGUCUGGAAAAUGGAAAAUUAGAAAUAUAUAUUUAAAUGAUUAAUAUCCACGUAAAAAAAAAAAAAGGUAUAAAUGUUAGUUGUGUUAGGUGUAGAUCCGCGAAAGGUAAUUAUAUAAUUUAACUGCUUUUGCUGAACACAAAAGUGUCAACCAUCGCCGUACUAUUCAACAAAUAAACUAUGUGUAUUCGAUGUAUAUCCGUGUUUAGUACGAUCUAAGAUAGCCAAGUUUGAAAAGUUUGAGCAUAGAGAAUGUGGCCAAAGACAAUUUAUCGAAGCAUUGGAGGCUGCAUGCAAAACUGAAAGACAACGAGCAUUAUUUAGCCAGAAAUAACAACAUCAGACUUGGACCUAAAGUGACCUUCAAUGGGCAUCAGGUGUUGUAGUCAUUGAUUCGGGUCAGCUUUUUAUGACCUUACCACCACAAAAAGCCGCAACUCAAUGUAGCAAACAACCAGAGCCACUGGUGCAAUUCAACGUCACUUUAAUUCCACUCACAAGUGAACAUAUUGCGCUGACCACUAAAAACCGAAAACAAAAAAAAAAUGAUAAGAAAACUUUCGAACAACAUGAUAACACUGAUAUUUGAGUAUGUUGAUAGGUCUUGCAUGCAAGUUGCUGAAAAUAAAUUGUGGGUUUGGGGCAAUUUGAUCGGAAAACAGUGAAGAGCUUCAUGGUGUUUGGAAAAUUUCAAGAAAAAAUUCUAUUGUUAAAUGGAGAUGUUCUGGGGGAUUCAGUAAUUGAGAAGGAAGAAUUGGAAUAUCAACUUAAAGAGCAGUGAUUUUUUUCACUUUUUUCCGCAAAUAUUUCAGCUAUUACGCACAGCUAACAUGUUUGCAAUUACUUUUAGCCAAGCCCACACCAUAUAAUUUCAACCUUAAUUGAACCCAUUAAGUAUUCAUGCAAUUCAUUACACUUACAAAAUUAUAAAACAACAGCCAAACCUCACGCACACACAUACACACACACACACGAACACUCGCCAGCCCUAAUAAAUUAUGUUCAAUUGAAACAAUUAGCGGGCGAAAUUAUGACAAACAAUUAGCAUUAACAAUUUUGCACUGUUGCACGUUUUAUGUGAUAAAUAAUUAUACCAAAUAAAAACGAAAAGCAUAAAUUAUAUAUAUGUAUUGAAAUGCACCACAAUUGCACUUACCAACAAAUUAUUAAGCGAAUAACGCGGACAACUGAAUUUGUAUUAGAGCCUGAUUAAUUAGUGAUUAUAUUUUGUGUGCAUUGUUGUUUGUAGAAAUCGCACGAAUCAGCACAAAAAGAAAAAAAAAAACAGAAAAACUCCGAGCAGUGAGGAAACCAAUCCCCCAUCCAACUGCAUCGGAUCGAGGAGCAAUCCGCCGAGUUGGUUGGGCCAGCAGAUCAGUCUUCCACGGCACCAAAAUCCCGAAUUUCAGACAUCAGUUCCCCCAUGGUUUAGCUUUGGACGCACACAGGGAGCACCGUUCCCAAUCCCAGACAUCAGGAAUGGCCAGUUUUAAAUGGAAUCAAAAGAGUAUUUUCGAGCUAUAAACAUAAGUAGUCACAAGUACCUUAAUGCAAAUCGAGAUGUUAUCUAUGUGGAGGAGAAUUCGGCGAGUUGCGAGUACCGAGGGCCACGCCCACUCCGCCACAAGGACAUACAUUCCCUAAUACAUGCACACAAUCAAGGCUUAAAAGCAAUCCGUCCUCAAUUGACACUUUUGAGCGGAAUUUCCACACAAAACACUCAAGCAGGCCGAAGAGUUCGACUCUAACGUUUACAUUAGGUCUAAACUAUCUGUACACUCGCCUCCCGAUCCCCGCCCCCGACCACGCCCCCACUCCCCCAUUCCAUGCACCCACAUGCACACACACAUGCACGCACGCUCACACACUCACACACACACACCGACAAGCAAAUGCACUUAAAUUGUAAAUGUUGUGAUUAUAUAGCACCGCCUCAAAGUAUGCACCAAAUUUUUGUAAAAUGUAUUUUUGCACUAUUUUUAAAUGCACAGCGAACAGCAGCCCAGUUGAAACUAAAUUUAAAUGUAAACGUAUUUUACCUAAAUUAGUUGAUAAACAUUGAAUAAAACAUAACUAACCGCCUGGAGAGGGGUUUUUCCUGUAACGUUCUUAUGUUAACUUAAACCAAAAGUCAAGAAAAGUCUGCGAAACAUUUUUUUCAAUCGAUAUGCAAUGUAAAUACAGAACAAAGAGGAUUGCUAUAGCGAAGUCUAAGUAAUUUAGAGAUUCUCACUAUGUAAAUAGACCAAAACUGAACAAAAACCGAAGCUAACAGGACGAACAAGACAUCACAGAAGCAGAAACGAACCGAAACGUACCGAACAGGACAAGGAUGUAGAAUGAUGUAGGACGAUGUAGGACGAUGUAGGAUGAGGCGACACAAAGAAGGACGUUUUUAACUUUAAUUAGAAAGUGUUUUAUGUAUUAUGUACGUACGAGUAUGAGUAUGGUAGCCCACACAGGAAGUCCUACUAAUAAUUUCUAAGCCAUUUAACUUGUAAAUUAUUAUGGUUAUAAAUGUAUAAUGUAAAUGAAAGCGAGUCGGAUGUGGAAUAUACAUACAUAUAUAGAUGCGGGAGAAUGACAACUGCGAAACUCCAGGCAAGAACUACCAGCUAUAUACAUACAUAGAUGUGUACAUGUACAUCUGUGUGUUUAUGGUUAUAAAUGAUACCUACUUCAGUUUGCCUACGAUUCUAUAAAUACACACAUACACAUACAUAUAGAGGUACAUAGCAGCAGAUAUAUAUAUAUAUAUGUAUCUCCAGCUGGUGAACCAAAAACUGGAUUCGAGUUCAAGCAAAAAACGCCCUAAAACAAAUAGAAACCGAACGAAACAAAAAAAAAACGAUACCAUUAUUAUUAUUGAAAUUUAAUUAUAUGCGUUUGCGGCAUAAGGAACAAAUGUAUUACCAACAAAAUCUCUAUAUAUACACAACAAACUAAUUUAUGAGAUUAUAUAUAUACAUAUGACAGCAACAGAAGUAUAUGUAAAAAUUAAAUAAAAACGAAGCC